Messenger RNA from Brugia malayi, 897 nucleotides. RefSeq lists its product as uncharacterized. The record is from RefSeq and is a predicted model, not a curated record. Bases 1 to 897 code for a protein of 298 amino acids. The transcript is spliced from 3 exons. Gene Ontology annotation, molecular function: structural constituent of cuticle. NCBI's taxonomy places the organism in Eukaryota, Metazoa, Nematoda, Chromadorea, Rhabditida, Onchocercidae.
AUGCAUGAGGCGAAAAUCAUCGCAUUAGUUGCUGCAGCUUGCAGUGCUAUGGCAAUUUUGUCAUGCGUGGUGGUGAUACCAUCACUCUACAACGCUAUCAAUGAGGUACAUGAUGCGGUAAUAGAUGGUGUGCAAGUUUUUCGCAUCGAGACCGAUUCAGCAUGGACUGAACUGAUGGACGUGCAAAUUAGCGUGACACCACCUAGUAAAGCACGUGAAAACCCCUUCAAAAGCAUUUUCCGUAAGAAAAGACAGGACUUUUCCGGUUUGCCGGAUUAUUGCCAUUGUGAACCGAUCAAGAUUAGUUGUCCUCCUGGACCAGCAGGUCCAGUUGGUGAACCAGGAAAGGAUGGACCACCUGGACUACCUGGUCCUCCUGGAGAAGAUAACACAGUAACAUACCCACCAAUGGAAUGUCCUCCUGCUGAUACCACUUGUAUUAAAUGUGAAGCAGGCCCAGCUGGACCACCAGGAGUGAAUGGUGAGCCAGGACCGGCAGGACCCGAUGGUUCACCAGGAUUGCCAGGACCAGCAGGAAACGAAGGUAAAGCUGGACAACCAGGGCCAAUCGGUGAUGCAGGCAAACCAGGAUCAGUGGGACCGCCUGGUGAAGCAGGACCACCUGGAAAAGACGGAGAGAAAGGAAAAGGUGCACCAGGACCUCAAGGACCACCCGGACCACCAGGACCACCUGGCCCUCCUGGUUUGGAUGGCGAAAAAGGAGCAGACGGACAACCAGGUCCUGCAGGACCAGCCGGCCCACCAGGAAAAGAUGGAUAUGCCGGUGAAGAAGGCAAACCUGGAUUACCUGGUGGACCCGGCCUUCCAGGAAAUGAUGCAGCAUAUUGUCCAUGUCCACCACGUUCUGCUGUAUUCAUCAGUCGUUUCACUCAGUGA